Symbiodinium sp. CCMP2456 is the source of this 900-nucleotide messenger RNA. Lineage: Eukaryota; Dinophyceae; Suessiales; Symbiodiniaceae. The record is from the annotation of a GenBank genome assembly.
AUGGAGCACUGCUGCCACCGUGGCCUUCCGGAGGAAGGAGGUGUAAUUCUUAGAGGAGCGGAGGCUUCAGGUGCGACCAGGCCAUGGGCGCCUGACCAGACGCUCUUUCAACUCUUACCCUUCGGAGCCUCACGCCGAGUGGAGAGCCCUCCGUGGCCCUGGAAGUGUGCUGCCGCGGCCAAGUCACAGAGCAAGGACAGCGCCCCUACAUGGGCAUCGUUCCGUUCGUGCUGGAGGUUCAUGGACGUCUCCACCCGCACCGCCUUGCUCGUGGAUAAGCUGUCCUUUUCCGAGGCGAUGGAUGAGCUACUCGGAAAGUCUUGUCAUUGCGCCCGCCGGUAUCCCAACCUCGCAGGUGUGGCCUUUGUCGUUCCGAGGUCGGCGGCUGGCAGGCCAAAAGCUAGGAUGCACAAUGGAUGCUGCAUGGGAGUGCCUUUCGCUGCCACCAGGCAGGCACAGGCGCAGGCAUUGCGACACCCAAAGGCCGCUUCCAGGUUCUGUGCUACAUCUUCGUUGGUCUUGGCAGGGACGAGGCUUGCAGGAUGCCCAGCUUUCACAACCAUUAACAACGCAGCAUGUUCAGGCACGGCCAAGGCGCAUGCACCACUUGUAGACUCUUGUAGACUAUGUUAUGAAGACAGGUGCUUCAUCACAGAAGCACAUGAGCGAAGUGCUUGGAUGUGCUGCACAGUGGGCGUGCUGGGCCAGCAAGCAAGUUGUUUUACCAUGUUCUCACAAAAAGCUUCAGGGCAGAGUGUCUGUGCCUCCUCGCGGGCCGUUCCUUCGCGUCAAACAUACCCUUGCUAUCCUCUGAGCUUGAGGUGGUCAACUCGGACCGUGAAGUUUUUCCUUGCCUGCAAAGAAGACUUUGGCAGAGUGCAAGAAGUGCAAGGAGACUAA